AUGGGCCAGCUCCCGGCCCGCGCUCCGCCCUCAACUCUCCUUCUGGGGAGAGGUCCCGUCAGCCACGCGCAUCUUCUCAACGCCCCUGUGUCCGACGCCCGCGGGGAGGAGGCAGCAGGCCUGGUCCGAAGUUCCAAUACGGGUCAGGCGGUCGCCGCGGCCACCUGUCCAUGGCUAGGACCCGAAGCCACGGAGCCGGGGACCUUCGGGGCCGGAAGUCGUCGCGUCUGGGACUGGUCGAAGCCAGAGGCCCGGAAGUUGCACUGCCGGCGGCAGCUUUUCUUGGGGUUACGGUCGUCCGAGGUUCUCCGCCUAGGACUGCGGGUUCAGACGACCAAGCUCUCUCCAAAUUGGUUCCUUUCUAAGCUGUGGUGCCACACGGCCUUGGGGCCGCGGCUGCGUUCGCGUCACAGUCCCGUUGCCUUGGAAACGGAAGGAGUCUUGGUAGCCUGA
Rangifer tarandus platyrhynchus (Svalbard reindeer) is the source of this 453-nucleotide messenger RNA. The record is from the annotation of a GenBank genome assembly. NCBI's taxonomy places the organism in Eukaryota, Metazoa, Chordata, Mammalia, Artiodactyla, Cervidae.